Messenger RNA from Ochotona princeps (American pika), 1234 nucleotides. It is a transcript of the gene ARHGEF39, whose product is annotated as Rho guanine nucleotide exchange factor 39. The transcript is spliced from 9 exons. Gene Ontology annotation, cellular component: plasma membrane. The record is from RefSeq and is a predicted model, not a curated record. Gene Ontology annotation, molecular function: guanyl-nucleotide exchange factor activity. NCBI's taxonomy places the organism in Eukaryota, Metazoa, Chordata, Mammalia, Lagomorpha, Ochotonidae. The coding region runs from base 34 to 1041 and encodes 335 amino acids. Gene Ontology annotation, biological process: positive regulation of cell migration.
CAGUGGCCGGAAGUGGCGGCUCUUCGGGCCGGCAUGGGGUCCCCCGGUUCCGGCGCGCGGUGCCCGCUGCAAGAGCAGCGAACCCGGUGGGAGCGGAAGCGCGCCCGUACUGCCCGAGAGCUGCUGGAGACCGAGCGGCGCUACCAGGAGCAGCUGGGGCUGGUGGCCACGUACUUCCUGGGGAUCCUGAAGGCCAAAGGGACUCUGCGACCCCCGGAGCGCCAGGCUCUCUUUGGGCCCUGGGAGCCCAUCUACAGCGCUAGCCAAGAGCUGCUUCCUUACCUGGAAGAAGGACGGUGGGGACAGGGCCUCGAGGGCUUCUGCCCCCACCUGGAGCUCUACGCCCAGUUUGCUGCCAACGCCGACAGGUCCCGAGCCACCCUGCAGGAGCAGCUAAAGAAAAGUAAGCGCUUCCGGAGGUUUGUGAGGUUGCAGGAAGGCCGCCCUGAAUUUGGGGGUCUUCAGCUCCAAGACCUCCUCCCCCUGCCCCUGCAGCGGCUCCAACAGUAUGAAAGUCUCAUAGUUGCUUUGGCAGAAAAUACGGGUCCUCACAGCCCCGACCACCAGCAGCUCACGCGGGCUGCUCGGCUGGUGAGUGACACUGCCCAGAGAGUUCAGGCCAUCGGGCAGAAACAGAAGAAUGAGCAGCACCUGCGGCGUGUCCAGGCCCUGCUUGGUGGGCGCCAGGCCAAGGGCCUCACCUCAGGACGCUGGUUCCUGCGCCAGGGCUGGCUGUUGGUAGUGCCUCCGCGGGGGGAGCCUCGGCCCCGCAUGUUCUUCCUCUUCUCUGAUGUGCUCCUCAUGGCCAAACCACACUCCGUGUUGCACCUGCUGCAGAGUGGCACUUUUGCCUGCAGAGCUGUCUACCCCAUGGCCCAGUGUGAGCUCAGCAGGGUCUUUGGCCACUCCGGAGGUUCCUGUGGUGGACUGCUCAGUCUGUCCUUCCCCCACGAGAAGCUACUGCUGAUGUCCACAGAUCAGGAAGAGCUGGCCCGCUGGUACCACAGCCUGACUCUGGCCAUCAGCAGCCAGAAGAACUAGCGGCAAUGGACAAAUCCGGGCCUUAGAAUACUUCUGGGACGGGUCAAGGCCAGGAGUACCAUGUGAUCGUCAGCACUGAACAACACACAGACCUCUUCGUGGUUUCCUGGGUUGCUCAGCUACUUUGGGAGUGAACUACUCUGGGUCCUCCGGUCAGUGCUUCGGAACCAAGAGCCCAGGUCUGACCCAAGUG